Plodia interpunctella (Indianmeal moth) is the source of this 1113-nucleotide messenger RNA. RefSeq lists its product as uncharacterized. NCBI's taxonomy places the organism in Eukaryota, Metazoa, Arthropoda, Insecta, Lepidoptera, Pyralidae. Bases 265 to 1113 code for a protein of 282 amino acids. The transcript has 5 exons. The record is from RefSeq and is a predicted model, not a curated record.
UCUAAUACUGAACAUAUUAUACAAAAAGAAGACCCAAUAGCGAUUUGGUCUGUAUUGUGUUAUAAAGAAUUAUUUAUAUUAUAAUGUAUUUAGAGAUACGUCUCUCUUGUAAUAAAUAUAUCGCAAUUCCCGUGACUGUUUUAGCAAUGGGUCUGUUAUAACAUAAAUAUGGUAUGUUGUUUGGCGAAUUCAAGUCGCCGGCUCGUAUCAUUGAACAUGCAAUAUAUUGAUUGUUUUUUUAUGAUUUAGGUUUCAAAAUACAAAAUGAAGAAGAGGGCAGAUUUAAUAUUAGAAAAAAUUGGUGUACAUCGGGAUAAUGUCAAUAAAGAAAAUGUUGUACCAUCUAAUCGUUAUGAAAUGGCUGAGACGGAUACUAUAAACUUAAUGGACCAAAAUAUUUCUGAGAGUACGCCUGAAAAUGAAAAAAUCAUGUCAUCUAGUCCUUCGGUAAUAGAAAAUUCUCCUGAUAGAUCUAUUCUAUAUAAUGAUCCAAAGUCGUUCCUUCAGCAUAGCGGAAAAAAAGUCCUGAAUAAAUGUGGAAUAGAACUAGAGCCUGAACUAACUUCCAAGAAGAUUAUUACGACAGGUGAAUUAGAAAAAGAACAAUCCAAGAGAACACGCGUUUCAUCGUCAAGCUCCAGUAGUUCAUCUUGUUCGAGUACCUCAUCAUCAAGUUCUUCAGACAAAAGUAAUAAGUCAAAUCCCGUCAUUAAUGGACCUUCCACUUCGUCUGCCGGGAAAGUCACAUGGAGAGCUAAAAAGAAUUAUCGUGUAUCUCCUAUAAACUCGAAUGAAAGCGACGUGGAUCUAAGUGACUCAGACCCAACAUUUACUGUGCAUAGAUCUCGGUCAUCAAGCACUAAUUCUUCACCUUCAUCCUUUGAAGAAAGUAAUGAUAUUAAUUGUGAUCCAGAAACAAAUAGAAAAUCAAGAAAACGUCAGCGAAAUCCAUCAAAAUGGAAGCAAAAUGUAGCUAAAACAUUGAGGAAUUCUGGUAAAGCUUAUGUUUCAUGUACUACUAAAAAGGAAAUACCUGCCCGAUCUGUUAAAGAAAAGAACUUAUGCCGACAAGAAAAACGUGUGGACCGUCAGAAUAUAAAUGAGGAGAAAUAA